Molecule: messenger RNA, 309 nt
Organism: Rotaria socialis
Lineage: Eukaryota; Metazoa; Rotifera; Eurotatoria; Philodinida; Philodinidae
Source: the annotation of a GenBank genome assembly
AUGAAGUGUCGUAAACAAAUACGUGCGCGACAUCGAAUGGAAUUAAAUAAUCUUGAGCAAAGUAUUCCAUCAAGCGCACAAGAUUUACCAAGUCUUAUCGAAAAAAUUCUAGACGAAAUAAACAAAUUAGAAAUAAUAACGAAUGAUAUUUAUCUGUUAAAAGAUCUACUGAGCGCUUUGAAAGCAACAAAGCGUGAGCAAAUUGAUAAAUUUCGAAGAGAAAUAUUUUUGAUGCAUUUUUUUUUCUUUUAUUUAUUAGAAUCUAUUGAUCAAAGCGCUGAUAUUGAAAAUGUUCAACGUAUCGGCUAA